AGAGCCCGGGCGGAGGGGGCGCGGGCCGAGCGCAUCGCCCAGGCAGCAGCCGGCCGCUGGGGUCUGCGCUGCGAGGUGCGGCCCAGCCCGCUCCGGGAACUCAGCCCCCGCCCCGUGCCGGGCCCGCCCCGCUUCCCACGCCCGCCAGGCCGAGCCCGCGCCGGAGCCACCUGGAGCUGCCUGGAGCUGCCUGGAGCCGCCGCCGCCGCAGGUUGAUGCGCGGCGCCCUCCCGGGACGCGCGGAGGAGCCAUCUUGAAACCAACUUCGCAAACUUUCGCAAAGUGCUCUCGAAGUGGAAGCUGCGGGGGAGGCCGGGCGCGCGGUCCCCACAGUCCUCGCCAGGACCCCCGGGGAGGCGGGACGCGGACCGCCCCGAGGGCCAGGCGCCGGGCGCGCGGGAGCCGCUCCCCGGCCGCGCCGGGUGGAUGCGGAGGCGCGCCGGGUGCAUGGAUUGUGUUCGGGAGCCCGGCUCGGGCUCGGGCUCCGGGCCAUGGCGCCGCCGCCGCCCGUGCUGCCCGUGCUGCUGCUCCUGGCCGCCGCCGCCGCCCUGCCGGCGCUGGGGCUGCGAGCGGCCGCCUGGGAGCUGCGCGUACCUGGCGGGGCCCGCGCCUUCGCCCUCGGGCCCGGCCGUACCUACGCGGUGGGCGCCGCGCAAACGCCGCGGGAGCUGCUGGACGUGGGCCGCGAGGGGCGGCUGGCAGGACGGCGGCGCGUCUCUGGCGCCGGGCCCCGGGGCUGCAUGCACCUGGCGGGGCGCCCGCUGCCGCUGCAAGUCCGCUUGGCGGCCCGCGGUGCCCCGACGGCGCUGAACCUCCGCCUGCGGGCGCGCGCGCCCCAUCCCGGCUGCCGACGCCGUGCCGGGAGCGCGCGGGCUGUGCUCCCAGGGCCUGGGCUCUGCGGGACGCUCUGCUUCCCCGGUGGCGGCGCGGCCGCGCGGCGUUCCGUGCUCGCAGCUCCGACCACCGUCCCCGCCUGCAGCUGCCCACCGCGUCCCGGGCCCGGCUGUCCCGGCCGCCCCAUCUGCCUGCGUCUGCUGUGCGCCCUGCGAUGCGCGGCUGGCGCCGUCCGGGUGGAGCUGGCACUGGAGGCCGCCGCCUCGGGGACGCCCUCCCCGUCGCCACCGCCAUCGCCGCCGCCUAAUUUGCCCCAAACCCGGGCCGGGCCGGUGCGACGGGCCCGGCGGGGCACGAGCGGCCGAGGGAGCCUGAAGUUCCCGAUGCCCAACUACCAGGUGGCGUUGUUUGAGAACGAGCCGGCGGGCACCCCGCUCCUCCAGCUUCACGCGCACUACACCGUCGAGGGCGAGGAGGAGCGCGUGAGCUAUUACAUGGAGGGGCUGUUCGACGAGCGCUCCCGCGGCUACUUCCGCAUCGACUCCGCCACGGGCGCGGUGAGCACGGCCAGCGAACUGGACCGCGAGACCAAGGAGACGCACGUGCUCAGGGUAAAAGCGGUGGACUACAGCACGCCGCCGCGCUCGGCCACCACCUACAUCACCGUCUUGGUCAAAGACACCAACGACCACAGCCCGGUCUUCGAGCAGUCGGAGUACCGCGAGCGCGUGCGGGAGAACCUGGAGGUGGGCUACGAGGUGCUGACCAUCCGCGCCAGCGACCGCGACUCGCCCGUCAACGCCAACAUGCGCUACCGCAUGCUGGGGGGCGCGUGGGACGUCUUCCAGCUGAACGCGAGCUCCGGCGUGGUGAGCACGCGCGCGGUGCUGGACCGGGAGGAGGCGGCCGAGUACCAGCUGCUGGUGGAGGCCAGCGACCAGGGCCGCAACCCGGGCCCGCUCAGCGCCACGGCCACCGUGUACAUCGAGGUGGAGGAUGAGAAUGACAACUACCCCCAGUUCAGCGAGCAGAACUACGUGGUCCAAGUGCCCGAGGACGUGGGGCUCAACACGGCUGUGCUGCGCGUGCAGGCCACGGACCGAGACCAGGGCCAGAACGCGGCCAUUCACUACAGCAUCCUCAGCGGGAACGUGGCCGGGCAGUUCUACCUGCACUCGCUGAGCGGGAUCCUGGAUGUGAUCAACCCCCUGGAUUUCGAGGAUGUCCAGAGGUACUCGCUGAGCAUCAAAGCCCAGGAUGGAGGCCGGCCUCCCCUCAUCAAUUCCUCCGGGGUGGUGUCUGUGCAGGUGCUGGAUGUCAAUGACAACGAGCCCAUCUUUGUGAGCAGCCCCUUCCAGGCCACGGUGUUGGAGAACGUGCCCCUGGGCUACUCCGUGGUGCACAUUCAGGCGGUGGACGCGGACUCUGGGGAGAACGCCCGGCUGCGCUAUCGCCUGGUGGACACGGCCUCCGCCUUUCUGGGGGGCGGCAGCGCUGGGCCUAAGAACCCCGUCCCGGCCCCGGACUUCCCCUUCCAGAUCCACAACAGUUCCGGUUGGAUCACUUUGUGUGCCGAGCUGGACCGUGAGGAGGUGGAGCAUUACAGCUUCGGGGUGGAGGCCGUGGACCACGGCUCGCCCCCCAUGAGCUCCUCCACCAGCGUCUCCAUCACGGUGCUGGACGUGAACGACAACGACCCGGUGUUCACGCAGCCCACCUACGAGCUGCGUCUGAACGAGGAUGCGGCCGUGGGGAGCAGCGUGCUGACCCUGCAGGCCCGAGACCGCGACGCCAACAGCGUGAUCACCUACCAGCUCACGGGCGGCAACACCCGGAACCGCUUUGCGCUCAGCAGCCAGAGGGGAGGUGGCCUCAUCACCCUGGCACUUCCUCUGGACUACAAGCAGGAGCAGCAGUAUGUGCUGGCGGUGACAGCGUCCGAUGGCACACGGUCGCACACCGCGCAUGUCCUCAUCAACAUCACCGAUGCCAACACCCACCGGCCGGUCUUUCAGAGCUCCCAUUACACGGUGAGCGUCAGUGAGGACAGGCCCGUGGGCACCUCCAUUGCUACCCUCAGUGCCAAUGACGAGGACACAGGAGAGAACGCCCGCAUCACCUACGUGAUUCAGGACCCCGUGCCGCAGUUCCGCAUUGACCCCGACAGUGGCACCAUGUACACCAUGAUGGAGCUGGACUAUGAGCACCAGGUUGCCUACACGCUGACCAUCACGGCCCUGGACAACGGCAUCCCGCAGAAGUCGGACACCACUACCCUGGAGAUCCUCAUCCUCGAUGCCAACGACAACGCACCCCAGUUCCUGUGGGAUUUCUACCAGGGUUCCAUCUUUGAGGAUGCUCCACCCUCCACCAGCAUCCUCCAGGUUUCUGCCACGGACCGGGACUCGGGUCCCAAUGGGCGUUUGCUGUACACCUUCCAGGGUGGGGACGACGGUGAUGGGGACUUCUACAUCGAGCCCACGUCUGGUGUCAUCCGCACCCAGCGCCGGCUGGACCGGGAGAACGUGGCCGUGUACAACCUUUGGGCUGUGGCUGUGGAUCGCGGCAGCCCCACUGCCCUUAGCGCCUCGGUGGAAGUCCAGGUGACCAUCUUGGACAUUAAUGACAAUGCCCCCAUGUUUGAGAAGGACGAGCUGGAGCUGUUUGUAGAGGAGAACAACCCGGUGGGGUCGGUGGUGGCAAAGAUCCGUGCUCAGGACCCUGACGAAGGCCCCAAUGCCCAGAUCAUGUAUCAGAUUGUGGAGGGCGACAUGCGGCAUUUCUUCCAGCUGGACCUGCUGAACGGUGACCUGCGUGCCCUGGUGGAGCUGGACUUUGAGGUCCGGCGGGAGUAUGUGCUGGUGGUGCAGGCCACGUCGGCCCCGCUGGUGAGCCGAGCCACGGUGCACAUUAUUCUCGUCGAUCAGAAUGACAACCCUCCAGUACUGCCCGACUUCCAGAUCCUCUUCAACAACUAUGUCACCAACAAGUCAAACAGCUUCCCCACCGGCGUGAUCGGCCGCAUCCCGGCCCAUGACCCGGAUGUGUCGGACAGCCUCAACUACACCUUCCUGCGUGGCAAUGAGCUGCACCUGUUGCUACUGGACCCUGCCACGGGUGAGCUGCAGCUCAGCCGGGACCUGGACAACAACCGGCCGCUGGAGGCGCUCAUGGAGGUGUCCGUGUCUGAUGGCGUCCACAGCGUCACGGCCCUCUGCACCCUGCGUGUCACCAUCAUCACGGACGACAUGCUGACCAACAGCAUCACCGUCCGCCUGGAAAACAUGUCCCAGGAGAAGUUCCUGUCCCCACUGCUAGCCCUGUUCGUGGAGGGGGUGGCCGCGGUGCUGUCCACCAGCAAGGAGGACGUCUUCGUCUUCAACGUGCAGAACGACACCGACGUCAGCGCCAACAUCCUGAACGUGACCUUCUCGGCGCUGCUGCCCGGCGGCGUCCGCGGCCGGUUCUUCCCGUCCGAGGACCUGCAGGAGCAGAUCUACCUGAACCGGACGCUGCUGACCGCCGUCUCCACGCAGCGCGUGCUGCCCUUCGACGACAACAUCUGCCUGCGGGAGCCCUGCGAGAACUACAUGAAGUGCGUGUCCGUGCUGCGCUUCGACAGCUCGGCGCCCUUCCUCAGCUCCACCACCGUGCUCUUCCGGCCCAUCCACCCCAUCAACGGCCUGCGCUGCCGCUGCCCGCCCGGCUUCACCGGGGACUACUGCGAGACGGAGAUCGACCUCUGCUACUCCAGCCCGUGCGGUGCCCACGGCCGCUGCCGCAGCCGCGAGGGCGGCUACACCUGCGAGUGCUUCGAGGACUUCACGGGAGAGCGCUGCGAGGUGGAUGCCCGCUCAGGCCGCUGUGCCAACGGGGUGUGUAAGAACGGUGGCACGUGUGUGAACCUGCUCAUCGGUGGCUUCCACUGUGUGUGCCCCCCCGGCGAGUACGAGAGGCCCUACUGCGAGGUCACCACCCGGAGCUUCCCACCCCGGUCCUUUGUCACCUUCCGGGGCCUGAGACAGCGCUUCCACUUCACCGUCUCCCUCACGUUUGCCACCCAGGAGAGGAACGGUCUGCUGCUCUACAAUGGCCGCUUCAACGAGAAGCAUGACUUCAUCGCCCUGGAGGUCGUGGACGAGCAGGUGCAGCUCACGUUCUCCGCAGGUGAGACGACGACCACCGUGGCUCCGAAGGUUCCUGGUGGUGUGAGUGACGGGCAGUGGCACUCGGUGCAAGUGCAGUACUACAACAAGCCCAACAUCGGCCACCUGGGCCUGCCCCAUGGGCCAUCCGGGGAGAAGAUGGCCGUGGUGACGGUGGAUAACUGUGACACAACCAUGGCUGUGCGCUUUGGAAAUGACAUCGGGAACUACAGCUGUGCCGCCCAGGGCACUCAGACCGGCUCCAAAAAGUCCCUGGAUCUGACCGGCCCUCUGCUCCUGGGGGGCGUCCCCAACCUGCCGGAAGACUUCCCGGUGCACAACCGGCAGUUCGUGGGCUGCAUGCGGAACCUGUCGGUCGACGGCAAAAACGUGGACAUGGCUGGAUUCAUCGCUAACAAUGGCACCAGGGAAGGCUGCGCUGCCCGGAGGAACUUCUGCGACGGGAGGCGCUGUCAGAACGGGGGUACCUGUGUCAACAGGUGGAACAUGUACCUGUGUGAGUGUCCCCUCCAAUUCGGCGGGAAGAACUGCGAGCAAGCCAUGCCCCACCCCCAGCUCUUCAGUGGGGAGAGUGUCGUGUCCUGGAGCGACCUGAAUGUCAUCAUCUCCGUGCCCUGGUACCUGGGGCUCAUGUUCCGGACCCGGAAGGAGGACAGCGUUCUGAUGGAAGCCACCAGCGGCGGGUCCACCAGCUUUCGUCUCCAGAUCCUCAACAGCCACCUCCAGUUCGAGGUGUCCCACGGGCCCUCUGGAGUGGAGUCCAUGGUGCUGUCCGGGUUGCGGGUGACCGACGGGGAGUGGCACCACCUGCUGAUCGAGCUCAAGAACGUGAAGGAGGACAGUGAAAUGAAGCACCUGGUGACCAUGACCUUGGACUAUGGGAUGGACCAGAGCAGGGCGGAUAUCGGGGGCAUGCUUCCCGGGCUGACGAUAAGGAACAUGGUGGUCGGGGGCGCCUCUGAAGACAAGGUCUCUGUGCGCCGUGGGUUCCGAGGCUGCAUGCAGGGAGUGAGGAUGGGGGGGACGCCCACCAAUGUGGCCACCCUGAACAUGAACAACGCCCUCAAGGUCAGGGUGAAGGACGGCUGUGAUGUGGAGGACCCUUGUACCUCGAGCCCCUGUCCCGCCCACAGCCGCUGCCACAAUGCCUGGGAGGACUACAGCUGCGUCUGUGACAAAGGGUACCUAGGGAGAGACUGUGUGGACGCCUGUCACCUGAACCCCUGUGAGAACAUGGCGGCCUGCGUGCGCUCCCCCGGCUCCCCGCGGGGCUACGUGUGCGAGUGUGGGCCCAGCCACUACGGGCCGUACUGCGAGAGCAGACUCGACCUUCCGUGCCCCAGAGGCUGGUGGGGGAACCCUGUCUGUGGACCCUGCCACUGUGCAGUCAGCAAAGGCUUCGAUCCCGACUGUAAUAAGACCGAUGGCCAGUGCCACUGCAAGGAGAAUUACUACCAGCCCCCAGCCCAGGACGCCUGCCUGCCUUGCGACUGCUUCCCCCACGGCUCCCACAGCCGCGCCUGCGACAUGGCCACUGGGCAGUGUGCCUGCAAGCCCGGUGUCAUCGGCCGCCAGUGCAACCGCUGCGACAACCCAUUUGCCGAGGUCACCACGCUCGGCUGCGAAGUGAUCUACAACGGCUGUCCCAAAGCGUUCGAGGCCGGCAUCUGGUGGCCACAGACCAAGUUCGGGCAGCCGGCUGCAGUGCCAUGCCCCAAGGGGUCCGUCGGAAAUGCCGUUCGACACUGCAGUGUGGAGAAGGGCUGGCUGCCCCCGGAGCUCUUUAACUGCACCACUGUCUCCUUCGUGGACCUCAGGACCAUGAACGAGAAGCUGAGCCGCAACGAGACGCAGGUGGACGGCGCUGGGGCCCUGCAGCUGGUGAGGGCUCUGCGCAAUGCCACGCGGCACACGGCCACGCUCUCCGGCAAUGACGUGCGCACGGCCUACCAGCUGCUGGGCCACGUCCUGCAGCAUGAGAGCCGGCAGCAGGGCUUCGACCUGGCGGCCACGCAGGACGCUGACUUCCAUGAGGACAUCAUCUACUCGGGCAGCGCCCUCCUGGCCCCGACCACCAGGGCGGCGUGGGAGCAGAUCCAGCGGAGCGAGGGUGGCACAGCACAGCUGCUCCAGCACCUCGAGGGCUACUUCAGCAACGUGGCACGCAACGUGCGGCGGACGUACCUGCGGCCGUUCGUCAUUGUCACCGCCAACAUGAUUCUUGCUGUCGACGUCUUUGACAAGUUCAACUUCACGGGAGCCACAGUACCACGGUUCGAUGCCAUUCAGGAAGAGUUCCCCAGGGAGCUGCAGUCCUCCGUCUCCUUCCCAGCUGACUUCUUCAAACCACCUGAAGAAAAAGAAGGCCCCCUGGGGAGGCCAGCCGGCCGGAGGACCACCCCGCAGACCACGCGCCUGGGGCUGGGCACCGAGAGGGAGGCCCUGAUCAGCAGGCGGAGGCGACACCCUGAUGAUGCUGGCCAGUUCGCCGUUGCUCUGGUCAUCAUUUACCGCACCCUGGGGCAGUUCCUGCCCGAGCGCUAUGACCCAGACCGCCGAAGCCUUCGGCUGCCUCACCGGCCCGUCAUUAAUACCCCGAUGGUGAGCACGCUGGUGUACAGUGAGGGGGCUCUGCUCCCAAGACCCCUGGAGAGGCCCGUCCUGGUGGAGUUCGCCCUGCUGGAGACGGAGGAGCGAACCAAGCCCGUCUGCGUGUUCUGGAACCACUCUCUGGCCGUCAGUGGGACGGGAGGGUGGUCUGCCCGGGGGUGUGAGCUCUUGUCCAGAAACCGGACGCACGUCGCAUGCCAGUGCAGCCACACGGCCAGCUUCGCGGUGCUCAUGGACAUCUCCAGGCGUGAGAAUGGGGAGGUGCUGCCGCUGAAGAUCGUCAGCUAUGCCGCUGUGUCCCUGUCGCUGGCAGCCCUUCUGGUGGCCUUUGUCCUCCUGAGCCUGGUGCGCACGCUGUGCUCCAACCUGCACAGCAUUCACAAGCACCUGGCCGCCGCGCUCUUCCUCUCUCAGCUGGUGUUCGUGAUGGGGAUCAACCAGACGGAGAACCCGCCUUCCAGGACCCAGAGGAGACCCUGCCACCCUCUCCCAGCUGGCAGCAGCCUUGGGGGCACUGGCCAGGCAGCCCCUCCCAGAGUACUGGGUGUGAAGCUGGCCCAGGCCACGUGUCAGUUCCUGUGCACCGUGGUCGCUAUCCUCCUCCACUUCAUCUACAUGAGCACCUUCGCCUGGACCCUGGUGGAGAGCCUGCACGUGUACCGCAUGCUGACCGAGGUGCGCAACAUCGACGCAGGGCCCAUGCGGUUCUACUACGUCGUGGGCUGGGGCCUCCCGGCCAUUGUCACGGGACUGGCGGUCGGCCUGGACCCCCAGGGCUACGGAAACCCUGACUUCUGCUGGCUGUCCCUUCAAGACACCCUGAUUUGGAGCUUUGCAGGGCCCGUCGGAGCUGUUAUGAUUAUCAAUACAGUCAUUUUUGUCCUGUCUGCAAAGGUUUCCUGCCAAAGAAAGCACCAUUAUUACGAAAAGAAAGGGAUUGUCUCCCUGCUGAGGACCGCCUUCCUCCUGCUGCUGCUCAUCAGCGCCACCUGGCUGCUGGGGCUGCUGGCCGUGAACCGUGACGCUCUGAGCUUGCACUACCUCUUCGCCGUCUUCAGCGGCUUACAGGGCCCCUUCGUCCUCCUCUUCCACUGCGUGCUCAACCAGGAGGUCCGGAGGCACCUGAAGGGCGUGCUCAGCGGGAGGAAGCUGCCCCUGGAGGACUCCGCCACCACCAGGGCCAUGCUGCUGACGCGCUCCCUCAACUGCACCACCACCUUCGGCGACGGGCCGGACAUGGUGCGCACGGCUCUGGGCGAGUCCACCGCCUCGCUGGACAGCACCGUCAGGGAUGAAGGGGUCCAGAAGCUCAGCAUGUCCUCUGGGCCGGCACGGGGCAGCCACGGAGAGCCAGACUCAUCCUUCUUGCCUAGAGGCUCCAAAGACCCCCCUGGCCACGAUUCUGACUCGGAUAGUGAGCUGUCCCUGGAUGAGCAGAGCAGCUCUUACGCCUCCUCACACUCGUCAGACAGCGAGGAUGACGGGGUGGGGGCUGAGGAAAAAUGGGACCCGGCCAGGGGUGCCAUCCACAGCACCCCCAAAGGGGACGCCGUGGUCAACCAUGUCCCGGCCGUCUGGCCUGAGCAGAGCCUAGGCGGCAGUGACAGUGAGGAUCCUGAGGAUCCCGACAGCCAGCCCCGCCUGAGGGUGGAGACCAAGGUCAGCGUGGAACUGCACCUCGAGGAGCAGGGCGGUCACUGCGGCGAGCGCCCCCCAGACCGCGAGGGUGGGGACGCGGCCAGGCCUGCUGGCAGCCAGCCCCCGGAGCAGAGGAAAGGCAUCUUGAAAAAUAAAGUCACCUACCCACCGCCACUGAUGCUGACAGAGCAGAUGCUGAAGGGCCGGCUCCGGGAGAAGCUGGGGCACUGUGAGCAGAGCCCCGCGUCCUCCCUGGGCUCUGGGGGCCCGGACGGCGCCAUCAUGGUCAAGAGCCCCGGGAGGGAGCCGGGGCGUGAGCACCUCAAUGGGGUGGCCAUGAACAUGCGCACCGGGAGCGCCCAGGCCGACGGCUCCGGCUCCGACUCUGAAGGCAGUAAUGAAACUUCAAUUUGAACCAUCAGGAAACCGUGAGGCAAGCCCGUCACCCCCAUACAGGCUGCUGCGAUGCCGAGCCCUGGGACCUUGGAGCCCGAGGGGCCGCUGCCUUUGGAGUGAAGUGGGCCCCGAGUGUGGUGGUCCCCACAGUGACAGCCCCCCGACUGAUCAUCCACCCACAAAGGUCUUGGCUGUCCCAGGAGCUCAGGGUCUGUCAGACCUGGUAACAGGCAUGAGAGGGGCGCGGACCACCAGUCCAGCACCGCUGCGUCCUAAGACUGCAGACAGAGCCAAAACUGUGAGAGGGGCCCCCAGACCAGGCCCAAAGGCUGCCCAGAGUUCAGGGACAUUGGGCAGAGACCAAAGACUGCGGUCCAGUGCUGCCCGUGCGGGCAUCUCACGGCAGUGCAGGGCCGUGGCCGGCAGCCCUUUGCAAAGACACGGCUUGUCUUAAAGUUGCUUUGCUACGUGGAAAAGGUGUAGAUACUUUUAUACGUGUGUAUGGGACUCUGAGGAGGUGAAACGUGUGUAUAUUUUGCAGUCGUGCCGACUUUGUUGAUCCCGGGAGAUCCACGGAAUGAUCUCUUGCUGUCUUCUGUGUAAAGAAGAUUGCACAGUUGUACUUGAAUCUGGCAUGUGUUGACAAAACUGUCGCCCCAGCAGAUCAAAGGUGGAAGAUGCGUUAGCAGUGGGGCUAAAACCAAGCAGUUAGAAGCCCUACAGCUGCCUUCGGCCGGAGAGCGAGGAUGGCGUGGGCCCUCCCCACGGGCCCCUUGGGUCUGCGCUGUGUUCACCAUCGUGCGUUCACCCUCUGCUGCCGUCUGUCCCAGCUGUGUGAAUUCUAGACAGGGCAGUCCGGGACUGGGCAGGUGUGAGGAGCCCUGCUGAGGUCACUGUGGGGCACGGUUGCCACACAGUUGUCAUUUCCCACCUGGUGGGUCCCUGACCACCGCCCUCUCCCCUCACCCCUCCCAGGUGGCCCAGGAGCUGCAGGUGGGGGUGGCUUUGUCCUUUACUGCUGCUCCCAGUGGGACCUGCGACCUUAAAGCGUUGCAGGCUCCGGAUUUGGGCAGAGGCGUGUGGUGUUCCAGGCUGUCCGUCCCUCUUGCCAAUCCUCUACCUCCUUGAGAGUCGGAGGAUCUCCAGGCAGGCAGGGGUCCCAUCCCUGGAGUCUGACCAAUCACUUCAUUUUGCUUCAAAUGGCCAAUUGUGCACGGGGACAAAGCCACAGCCACACUCCUCAGCGGUUACCAAACUGUUUUUGGAAAUUCACAUCAGGGACGGCCCGGCUGCAGGCAGUUGACACAGCGUGGCCCGAGGGGCUGUGGAACAGGGCCCAGGACUAUUCAGACACGGUUUGUUUUAGUGUGUCCUUUGUUCUUCAAAUCAGGUGCUCAAAUCAGUGAUCGAACAGCUGCUUCCUAAUAGAAACCAUAAAGUAGGGUGAAAAUCAAGUGAAAGGCAGAGGUGUCCACACUCAAGUUUUAAACUUUACCCUGAUGAAAAUGUGAGCACUGUCAGCAGAUGCCUGUGCGCCAGAGGAAGAGCGUAGCUGAAAACGGCCCAGGACAGGAGGAGGAAAUGAGAGCCCACGGCCCUCACACCUGGAUGAGUCAUUCACGUGCCUUACCAGGUGAGUGGCCUUUCGAAGAUACAAAACUCUGCUCCCUGUGGACGUUUGCCCCUGACAUUUCCUAAGUACAGAAAGGUUUUUAAGUCUUCGAACAGUCCACUUUCACUGUAACGGGGUCUACCGCGAGCUGUCAUUUUUUUGUUUGUUCUAUUUUAUUUUUUUCACAUACUCCACAGCCAGCAUCAUGAGGUGUAAUUUUUAAUUUGAUCAGAACUGUUACCAAAAAACAGCUGUCAGUUUGAGACGGGAGAAACGGAAACCUAUUUUUAUUACUUAAGACUUUAUGGUAGAGAUGAGACACUGGAGGGUUUUAACAGAUGUGUAUUUAUUAAUGUUCAAAACACUGGAAUUUCAAAUGAGAAGAGUCUACAAUAAAUUAAGAUUUUUGAAUUUGUA
Molecule: messenger RNA, 11673 nt
Organism: Saimiri boliviensis boliviensis (Bolivian squirrel monkey)
Lineage: Eukaryota; Metazoa; Chordata; Mammalia; Primates; Cebidae
Gene: CELSR1
Product: cadherin EGF LAG seven-pass G-type receptor 1
Biological process (GO): G protein-coupled receptor signaling pathway; cell surface receptor signaling pathway; homophilic cell-cell adhesion
Cellular component (GO): plasma membrane
Molecular function (GO): calcium ion binding; G protein-coupled receptor activity
Source: RefSeq, a predicted model, not a curated record